UCCUCUCCUUCUCUUUCCCCAUCCAUCGUCCCGCGAGAGAUAGAGGAGAGAGGAGAGAUGAGAGAGAGAGGCUAGGGUUUCGUGCUGCUCCACGACUCACGCAUCGGAAUCCAAUCCGAUCGGGCCGAGCAGAGCCGAGCAGAGCUGGGUCGCUGGGUGCCUGAAGGACUGUGAUUACUUUGCAAUGGCAUCUGAAACUGAUGAGAAAGCUAAGAUGGAGAGUUUGACAUCACCUGCUGCCUUUGUGGAGGGUGGCAUUCAGGAUGCAUGCGAUGAUGCAUGUAGCAUUUGCCUUGAGGCUUUCUGUGAGAGUGACCCUUCUGCGUUGACCGGUUGCAAACAUGAGUUCCAUCUUCAAUGCAUUCUGGAAUGGUGUCAGAGAAGUUCACAAUGCCCAAUGUGUUGGCAGUCUAUUAGCAUGAAGGAUCCUACCAGGCAAGUUCUGUUGAAACAUGUUCUUGUAUGAUGCAUGCCAUUUUGAUGUGUAGAAUGGUACUAACUUCAAGCCCACUGACAUCUCAGUCAAGAGCUGCUUGAGGCAGUAGAGCGCGAGAGGAAUAUAAGAACCAACCAUACUCGAAAUGCAACUAUAUUUCAUCAUCCUGCUCUUGGGGAUUUUGAGUUGCAGCAUUUACCUGUUGUUGGUAAUGAUGCUGAACUUGAAGAGCGUAUACUACAGCAUCUAGCUGCUGCUGCUGCAAUGGGAAGGGCUCACCACCUUGGAAGAAGAGAGGGGCACAGGGGCCGAUCUGGUUCUCAUGGUCGUCCACAGUUCCUGGUUUUCUCUGCACAUCCAAACACGCCUUCUGCUGGCGCAAUUUCCUCAUCUUCUGCUCAUGGAGAGGGGGAUGACGAAUCAAAUCCUGUGACCCCUAGAGCCAAUGAGUCUUCUCCACGAGCUAAUCGCAGUGGAGAAGCAGGUAACCAAAGUCCCGGGAUGCUUACCUAUGAUGCUGAACAAGAUGCUGUUGUUUCUUCUGGAAAUAGUACUCCUGUAUCCAGUCCUAGGUUUUUUAACAGGAGACACUCUACUGGACAGUCAACUCCAGACAGGGCUGGACCAUCGGAUAUGCAAUCUUUCUCAGACACUUUGAAGUCCCGCUUAAAUGCUGUUUCUAUGAAGUACAAAGAAUCUAUUACAAAAAGUACUCGAGGGUGGAAGGAGAGACUCUUUUCACGUAACCCAUCGGUGGCGGAUCUUGGUUCUGAAGUGAGAAGAGAAGUUAAUGCUGGAAUUGCGUCCGUGUCAAGGAUGAUGGAGCGUUUGGAAACUAGAGGCAGUAGCAGAACAGGUGAUAGCCCUACAACAUCCACUGCUGAAGUUGGUCCAUCUACAGACUCAAGCAAUGAGAGGGUUACAGAGAGCAACUCUACUACUACUGCUAGUACUACUGCUACAAGUGCCAGCAACUCUUCCACCCCUUGCGUUACGACGUCUGGUUCAAAUUAGGACAUAUAAGCCUUUCAGAAAGAAGGCCUACACAUGCCCAUUCUUCAUCCUCGAAGGUUGUAUCAGCAGGCGACAGUUGAAAUGCACAGUAACACGAUGGUGUCAUCUUCUCAACCAUUGCAUAAAUGACUCCAGAAAAUCGAAUUAUGAUUCGAUGUAUUGGUUUGAUAAAGGGGUGGCCGGGCCUAAGAAGUUGAUUUUAUCUCCUGUUUCAUCUUUGUAAAAAUUUCUUCCUGGAUACAGAUGUUUUCUAGUAUAAAUAACGGUUAUGUCAACUUCAUAGCAUGUGAAUCGAGAUGAAUAUGAUUGGAACAGCAAAGUUUCCUGCUAUCCGUUAUUGUAGUACGACGCUCAGUUUGUUCUGCCGAA
This is a messenger RNA of Phragmites australis (common reed), 1819 nucleotides long. Its product is annotated as E3 ubiquitin-protein ligase RHF2A-like. NCBI's taxonomy places the organism in Eukaryota, Viridiplantae, Streptophyta, Magnoliopsida, Poales, Poaceae. Bases 701 to 1450 code for a protein of 249 amino acids. The record is from RefSeq and is a predicted model, not a curated record. The transcript has 8 exons.